AUGGCAGAUGAAUUCUCAUUCACAGAUAGUGAGGACGAAAGAGCUGUAGAAGUUAUUCUCUUUCAAGCACUGGACCACUCCGUUCUCAAACAAAUUGCCGCCAUCAACUCCUCUUCUUUCUCCUCCAAAGAUAACCUCCCUUUUGACCUCAGAAACCGUUUUCGUAACCUCAAAUCCCUUCCAACCGCCACCGCCGCCGGUGCUCGCUUUCCACCUUCUAAAUCCAAAUCCUUCACACCUCGAUCCGGCACCGACUCCGUUGAUUUUGAUUUGGAUCUGAAAAACUGUUCCUAUAAACCGUCUCCGUUCACCGGCGAUCCUAAACAACGUUCCGAAGAAUAUUCAGAUGAGAAAAAGGCUCAAAUUCGAGAUCAAAACUGA
Molecule: messenger RNA, 381 nt
Organism: Helianthus annuus (common sunflower)
Lineage: Eukaryota; Viridiplantae; Streptophyta; Magnoliopsida; Asterales; Asteraceae
Exons: 1
Coding region: 1-381 (126 amino acids)
Source: RefSeq, a predicted model, not a curated record